GGACCUCACUGUGGAUUCACACCCAAGAGUUUUGUCGAAGACGGAGUCUGAACCGAACCCAGAGAGAACAAAUGCUGCAAAAAUGUGGAUGUUUACCUUUUUGGGAUGCGUGCGCGGCUCGUCGCUGUCGGGUGGGAAAGUGUUGAUAACGCUAAUCGGGAGUUCCGACUGAUUCCAGGUGCCCGUGAACGCAUCAUGUCCACAGCCAGCAGGCUCCAAAGAGAGAGUGCAACAUCUCAGCUACCCCCGGUGGUCCUCACUAGAGUUGGAGGAGGAAGAAAAGAGGGGAUGAGUGAGGGGUCACUCCAGGGGGACGCACAGGUGUGAUUCUCAGCCCAGCCGCUGUCGCCGUGGCAACCUGACAACCGGCCCAGUGGAUCUGCAGCCUCGGAUGUGACUGAGCUGUCAACGUUUCAUCACUAGGAAGCAACCCCCCAUCAUUUUUGGCUGCAUGGACGCGUCGUCAAAGUCGUGGCUGCCACAUCAGGGUCAGUUUGGUUUGGGUGGUCAAGUGGAAGUGUGCUGUGGCGGACCCGGCGUUUUAACCCCAAACCAAUCGCGCAGGGCAAGUUUUGCCUCUGUGCGACAGUCAAGCAUGGAAACUCCUCCCAACGCUACCCCACAGUCCUUCAGACAGCCGAGUUUCCUCAAUAGAAGGCUGAAGGGCUCCAUCAAGAGGGCCAAAAGUCAGCCCAAACUAGACCGGACCAGCAGCUUUCGACAAAUGAUUCUGCCCCGGUUCCGUAGCGCUGAUCAAGAGAGGACACGCUUGAUGCAGAGUUUCAAAGAAUCCCACUCCCACGAGUCGCUGCUCUCUCCCAGCAGCGCUGCCGAGGCUUUGGACUUGGUGCUGGACGAAGACGCCGUCAUAAAGCCGGUCCACUCCAGCAUUUUAGGACAAGAAUAUUGCUUUGAGGUGACCACAAAUUCAGGGACAAAAUGCUUUGCCUGUCGUUCUGCAUCAGAGAGAGACAAGUGGAUUGAAAACCUGCAAAGAGCCGUCAAACCCAACAAGGACAACAGCAGGCGUGUGGAAAACGUUCUGAAGUUAUGGAUCAUCGAAGCCCGGGACCUGCCGACCAAGAAGCGCUACUACUGUGAGCUGUGCCUGGACGACAUGCUGUAUGCCCGCACCACCAGCAAACCUCGCACGGACACCGUCUUCUGGGGCGAGCAUUUUGAGUUCAACAACCUGCCCACCAUUCGUAGCCUUCGGUUGCACCUCUACAAGGAGACGGACAAAAAGAGACGCAAGGAGAAAAGCACAUACCUUGGCCUGGUCAGCAUCCCCAUCUCCAGCAUCACGGGCCGUCAGUUUGUGGAGCAGUGGUACCCCGUCAUCCAGUCCAGCGUUUUGGCCAAGAGUGGCGGCGUUGGGAGCGGCAAAGUCAUCAACGCCUCACUCCGCGUCAAGUCACGCUACCAGACUAUGAACAUCCUCCCCAUGGAGCUGUACAAGGAGUUUGCGGAGUACAUCACCAACAACUACCGAACACUGUGUGCAGUCCUGGAGCCGCUGUUGAGCGUAAAGAGCAAAGAGGAAGUGGCAUUUGCCCUGGUGCACAUCCUCCAAAGCACCGGCAAAACUAAGGAGUUCCUCUCCGACAUGGCGAUGUGUGAGGUGGAUCGAUUCAUGGAGCGUGAGCACAUGAUCUUCCGCGAGAACACACUCGCCACGAAGGCUGUGGAGGAGUACCUCAAGCUGAUUGGUCACCGAUACCUCAAGGAAGGGAUAGGCGACUUCAUCCGAGCACUGUAUGAAUCUGAAGAGAAUUGCGAGGUGGACCCCAUGCGAGUCCCGCCGUCAGUCCUGGCGGACCACCAAGCUAACCUCCGCAUGUGCUGUGAGCUCUUACUCUGCAAGAUCAUCAACUCCCUCUGCAUUUUCCCUCGCGAGCUGAAGGAGGUGUUUGCCUCGUGGCGGGCCCGCUGCGCCGAGCGCGGCAGGGAGGACCUGGCUGACAGCCUCAUCAGCUCCUCGCUGUUCCUCCGCUUCAUGUGCCCGGCCAUCAUGUCGCCCUCGCUCUUCAACUUGACGCAGGAGUACCCGGUGGAGCGUACUUCGCGGACCCUCACACUCAUCGCCAAGGUCAUGCAGAACUUGGCCAGCUUCAGCAAGUUUGGGCCCAAGGAAGAAUACAUGUACUUCAUGAACGAAUUCCUGGAGAUGGAGUGGGGCUCCAUGCAGCAGUUCCUCUAUGAAAUCUCCAACAUGGACGCUGGAGGGAACGCAGGAGGCUUUGAGGGCUACAUCGACCUCGGCAGGGAACUGUCCAUGCUGCACAGCCUGCUAUGGGAGGUCAUGGGCCAGCUCAGCAAGGACGCCAUUCUCAAACUGGGUCCGCUGCCUCGGCUGUUGAAUGACAUCAGUGUGGCCCUGCGGAACCCUCAGCUACACGCCGCCACCAACCACCAACCCGAGCGGCCCAAGGACAGACUCUUCUCUCGGCCCACGUUCAAUCGCCUCAUGUCCUCCGACUUCCAGAGCCUGAUGAUGCGCGACUUAAACAGUUCCAUAGAUAUCAACCGCCUGCCGUCGCCCCCCACUGGUGUGUCGGCCGUUGAGUCUCUCUCGUCCAACCUCAACAUGAGGCGCCAGGCCGAACGAGACCUGCGCUCGUCCCGGGAGGUGUUCUAUGUCACCCGGCCUCCGCUGGCCCGCUCCAGCCCGGCAUAUUGCACCAGCAGUUCAGACAUCACGGAACCCGACCCCAAGGUUCACAGCGUGAAUAAAAGUGUGUCUAUGAUGGAACUCCAAGACUCACGCAUGAACAGCAUCUCCAACCUGAACUCCGUGGGGGACAUGCUCACGUCCUCGCAGGCCUCCAUCGCCGGCCUGGGCCACAGUUUCGGCAACUUGGGGGGCCCACUCCGAAUGGCCGGCCACCUGCCCAGCGGCUCGGCGGGCUCCGGCCUGAGGCUUAGCCAGAUUGGCCACAUCGGCGGCCCCACUGAGUCCAUUUCCCAGCAGCAGCAGCAGGCGGCGGCAGCCAUGCACUACCCGCUGUCCUUCCAGAACCCUCUCUUCCACCUGGCGGCGCAGAACUCCCCGGCCCAGCCCCCGCCGCCGCCCCUCCUGUUGGCCCCCGAGGCAGAGAACGGCCACCAUGACUAUACCCCGGCGUUUGGCAAUAACGUGUUCUCCCGCAGCGAGGACCUGUCGGCGCUGCGCUCUCAGAACAGCCUAGUUCAGCCCAGCAUCGUCCACUCACACAGCUACAGCGAUGAUUUCACCCGUCAGAAUCAGAACAAUGAUUUAGUUUGGCAUCAGCUCUCACUGCAAGUGCAGGAGUCCCUCCAGCAGCAGCACAUGAUGGGCGUCGCUUCUCAGACGCCCACCGGAACCGGCACGCCCGCCUCCUUGGCCACGCCGCCUACGACUGUCCACCCUGUGCGCCAGUCCUCCAUCGCCCCCCAGCUCCUCAAGUCCCAGCGCUCCGUCAACACCCCGGCCACGGCCACGCCGCCCAAGGCCCGACCCCAGAGCAGGAAUCUCCUAUUGGAGUCUACCGACGCAAACUGUUCAGGCCAAACAGCGGUUGCCACCGCCGAAGACUCGAAGGACACGCCAACCAAAAGCGGCAAAAAGUCGCAACAGUUGCAGCCUCCGCAGCAACAUCUGCUUAAGCCCCUUGGCAACAAACAGGGUUCCCAGUCCAACCUGAAUGAGCGCACGGUGGCCUGGGUGUCCAACAUGCCGCAUCUUUCCGCCGACAUUGAGAGUCUGAGGCCCGACCGCGAGGGCCAGCUUAAGGAGUACUCCAAGAGCAUGGACGAAUCCCGCCUGGAGAGGGUGAGGGAGUACGAGGAGGAGAUUCACUCCUUGAAAGAGCGCCUGAAGAUGUCCCAUCGCAAGCUGGAGGAAUACGAGCAGAGGCUCGCGUCGCAGGAGCAGCAGACCAGCAAGAUCCUGCAGCAGUACCAGUGCCGCCUGGAGGACAGCGAGCGGCGUCUUAAACAGCAGCAAGUGGAGAAGGACUCCCAAAUCAAAGGCAUCAUCAACAGACUCAUGGCUGUGGAAGAUGAGCUGAGAGGGGGUGCCAUUCCUGAUAUUAAGCCUCGAAUCCUCACAGACCAGUCUAUCUGCCAGGGCUAUGGGGGCCUCCCUGGAUCCUGACUGCCACUACGAAAGCGACCAGGAUCCGUGAUGGUCAUCCAAGUGUGAGUGCAGAAGCGCCAACCACUCCUCUUGAAGAUCUGCUUGCCAGUCAAGUAGGACCACACGCACCCAAGCUCCUUGUCGCUACCAAAACUUUUCAAAAAACUUCUGACAAUCACUUCACAGCGGAGACCAAUUUGUACAAAGACUCCGACUAGAGCCAACAUUCCGAGUUUCUUGCGCUAAACCUCCGAGGAUAUGAAGAUUCGGGGGAGUGGGGCUGUGUUUUCCAGGCUACAAGGCAGCACUUGGAAAAUGUAGAAGCACAAAAAAAAAAGUUUAGGAUCCUCCUCAAAUCUGAUCUGAAAGCCCAAUGUCACUAACUUUUAAUACAUGAGCGGUGGUGCGUUGGAUUUUUAUUUUAUUUUAUUUUUUAAAUACCACACAUCAAUCACUUUCAAGCCUUUCCACAAAGAGUCCAUGUAUCAUUAUUUUCCAUUUUCAAAUGGCAAUCAAUUGAUUUGUAAUUUGUAAAAUGGA
Molecule: messenger RNA, 4639 nt
Organism: Hippocampus comes (tiger tail seahorse)
Lineage: Eukaryota; Metazoa; Chordata; Actinopteri; Syngnathiformes; Syngnathidae
Product: ras/Rap GTPase-activating protein SynGAP-like
Biological process (GO): regulation of GTPase activity
Source: RefSeq, a predicted model, not a curated record